Molecule: messenger RNA, 1023 nt
Organism: Rhagoletis pomonella (apple maggot)
Lineage: Eukaryota; Metazoa; Arthropoda; Insecta; Diptera; Tephritidae
Product: zinc metalloproteinase nas-4
Exons: 2
Coding region: 1-966 (321 amino acids)
Biological process (GO): proteolysis
Molecular function (GO): metalloendopeptidase activity; zinc ion binding
Source: RefSeq, a predicted model, not a curated record
AUGUUCUCUGAACGUGAUAACGGUAACAAAUUUUGGCGUUUGUGGUGUUUAUUAGUCGUCUGCAGUAUGGUGCGCCAGGGAGCAAGUGUCAAAACUAAGGCUAGAUAUAAGCCUAUGGGUGUGGAUUUGUUCGACCAUGAAUUUAUGAGUUUUCCAGAUUCACUGAGCUCAAACGCAGAGGACUGGGACGAUGGUGAAUCAGAAAUCGAUGAUCCCGAAACAGUGCCACGCCUCUACCAAGGUGACAUCGCAAUUGAUCCUUAUACCUACAUAUCACUUAGACUGGGCGUUAAUCCCAUGAAGCAUCCAAAACGUUUGUGGCCAAACGCCACUAUUCCCUUCGAAAUCAGUCAUUUGUAUACCAACAAUGAACGGAUGGCCAUAGAACGUGCCUUAAAUACAUUUAAUGCUUUAACCUGUAUUAAUUUUAAACCCUAUGACGGCGAGGAAGAAGAUUACGUACUAAUUACACCGCCGGUGGAUGACGCGCCCCCCGGUUGCUGGUCAUUUGUGGGUAAACGUGGUGGAGAGCAGGUAGUGUCAUUACAACAACCGGAUGAUAAAAGCGCACAUUGCUUCAACAGCGAAGGGCGGAUUAUGCACGAGCUUAUGCAUGCUAUUGGAAUUUAUCACGAGCAAUCUCGAGCUGAUCGAGAUAAUUUUGUAAAAAUACACUGGGAAAAUAUCGUACCGAAAUAUCGUAAAAAUUUUAAAUUAAUUUCAAAAAAGAAAGGCAAACAUGCUUUCGAUUACGAUUAUAAUUCUGUAAUGCAUUACGGCGAGUACUACUUUAGCAAAAAGAAGGGAGAGAAGCCCACUAUGACACCGUUACAGCCGGGUGUACGCAUAGGCCAGCGGAAGACUAUUAGCAAAACGGAUUGUCUAAAGAUCAACGAUUUGUAUGGUUGCCUGAAUGGCAGACAUGCGAGGAUGUAUAAAAGUUUCUGCAAUUUGUUGGGACUUUAAAUUAAUGUUUAAUUAUGUACAUAUUAUACUGUACAAAACGAAAACGUUUUUUUUCGA